This is a messenger RNA of Leptosomus discolor (cuckoo roller), 482 nucleotides long. The record is from RefSeq and is a predicted model, not a curated record. NCBI's taxonomy places the organism in Eukaryota, Metazoa, Chordata, Aves, Leptosomiformes, Leptosomidae.
GUGGACAUCAGCGCCGUGGUGGCCUACACCAUGGCCGCCAAGGAGGACGGCGAGCUCAACCUGAUGCGCAAGGCGGCCGCCAUCACCUCCGAGGUCUUCACCAAGUUCUUCAAGGAGCGCGUGAUGGAGAUCGUGGACGCCGACGAGAAAGUGCGGCACAGCAAAUUGGCCGAAUCGGUGGAGAAGGCCAUCGAGGAGAAGAAAUACCUGGCGGGGGCCGACCCCUCGGCGGUGGAGAUGUGCUACCCUCCGCUACCCUCCCAUCAUCCAGAGCGGCGGCAACUACAACCUCAAGUUCAGCGUCGUCAGCGACAAGAACCACAUGCACUUCGGGGCCAUCACGUGCGCCAUGGGCAUCCGGUACAAGUCCUACUGCUCCAACCUGGUGAGGACCUUGAUGGUGGAUCCUUCGCAGGAGAUGCAGGAGCACUACGCCUUCCUCCUCCAGCUCCAGGAGGAGAUGUUGAAGGAGAUGAGACACG